GGCUAAUGGAGGUAAUCAGCAGAAGUGACAUCACCUGGAAAUAAAACCGGCAGCGUCUGUCUGAGGAGGGUUUACCUUUCUGCUCGGAUGGCUUCCAGGUUUGGCCAGAAGAGAGUUGGAAGACACUCAGACUCCUUUCUGCUCAGGGACCCCAGCCCUCAGAAGGAGCUCUCUCCCAGUGACUCCUGGUGGGCGGACAGGGAGGAGCACAGAGAGCACGGAGACUCCCUCGGGGAGCAACUAAAGGAGAUGUCUGAGCAUGUUGCCAGACUGCAGGACACACUGAGAUAUGAACGGGCCAAGUGCACUCGUCUGCAGCUGCGGGGUAACCAGCAGGAGGGCGAGCUGAAGCGCAGAGAGCAGCACACCAACCGACUGAAGGAGCGAAUGUCUCAGCUCACUGAACGACACCGAGAGAAGGGACCCUCCAUAGAGGUGUUGAACAUUCCCCCUGGAGGUCGAGGCAAAAGAGAACCGCCAAUCAAAUCAUUAAGGUCCACUGCAAAACGAGAAGAGGCCACACUGCAUCUGAUGUUGGAGCGCAGAGAAGCCGAGCUCAGGGAGGCCAUGAAGCUGCGCCACAGCCUCACAACUUUACUUCAUGGGCUCAGAGUCGACAUGGAGCAUAGCCUGUCUGACGUGCUGGAUGUUCAGGAUGAUUCCCAGACUGAAGACAAAAGGCUAGACGAGGCUGAGGGAGCGCUGGGGGACCAUGUAACAGGAGGAGUGGUUCGGAGUUGGAGGCAGGUGCAGAGCAGACUGGCUGAAUUCUCUUCUGAAGGCCACACUAGUGUUGGUACCGACCAUGAGGAGCUCUUGGCUCGACUAGAUUGUGAACUAAAGGAGAGUCAACAGCUUGUAAGAAUUCAACAGCAGCUGCUACAGGACAGCUUUGCUUCCCCUGUCGUCUCUGAACUGGCUGAUUCCUACUUUUUGGAAGAGUGGGAGCGUCUUCAGAUGCGCUGGGCAGAGCUCGAUCAUCAGAGGCGGACUUUUGACAGGGAGAGGAAGUCCUUCACUGAAGCUGCCAUCCGACUAAGCCAUGAGCGCUGUGAUUUUGAGCAACACAAGGCCUCUCUCCUGAAGCAGAAAUAUCUGUGUGAGCCACCUCGCUCAGGUAAAGGAGCUCCAACCAACAGUAGGGCAGAGGGCAGUGCUCUCAAUUUCCGUAGCUUGGGGCCCACUGGCAUAUCUGGCUGUCUUCCCAUUACUCCAUCUCCGACCAAGUUGGGGACAGCCGCUCUUUAUGGAGUCACGGUACACACCCCCAGCACUCCUGAGCUCUACUCCGCCCUCAAUCUGUCCUACAACUGCAGAACCAGCGAUGAUGACCACCAGUCGGAGACAUGGGACGGCCGGGCAGACAGGAUGGUGCACACACUCCAGAUUCCUCCUACAGACUGGUCACUUGAAUCUACUUUUGAUGAUAGGUGGUAAUAUAUAAAAAAAAACAUAUUGUACCUUAUUUCCAACUUUUAAAAAAUAAAUAAAUAAAGGCUGAUUAUAAUGUU
Molecule: messenger RNA, 1511 nt
Organism: Gymnodraco acuticeps
Lineage: Eukaryota; Metazoa; Chordata; Actinopteri; Perciformes; Bathydraconidae
Product: afadin- and alpha-actinin-binding protein
Exons: 13
Coding region: 88-1437 (449 amino acids)
Source: RefSeq, a predicted model, not a curated record